Messenger RNA from Anguilla anguilla (European eel), 5135 nucleotides. RefSeq names its product sodium- and chloride-dependent glycine transporter 2-like. Bases 146 to 4048 code for a protein of 1300 amino acids. The transcript has 31 exons. The record is from RefSeq and is a predicted model, not a curated record. Gene Ontology annotation, biological process: sodium ion transmembrane transport. Gene Ontology annotation, cellular component: membrane. NCBI's taxonomy places the organism in Eukaryota, Metazoa, Chordata, Actinopteri, Anguilliformes, Anguillidae.
CAUGCUUCCCUUCACAAUCUUCUUCACUGAGCCCUCCCUCUCAGCAAACCCAGCAGGCUGGAAACCUUAACGGUCUUUUACCGUGCGUAAAAACUAAAAACGAUUCCGCCAUUUUCACAAUUUCCUCGAGUCUUCGAAUCCUACUAUGGGUGACGGUCCCGAGGAAGCCCCUCCCAGCGACCCCGGGAAUGUGGAGGCUGCUCCGGGGACCGCCGACAGGGUCCAGGAGAGGGGGCAGUGGGCCAACAAAACCGAAUUUGUUCUGUCCAUGGCCGGAGAGAUCAUCGGCCUGGGCAACGUAUGGCGCUUCCCCUAUUUAUGCUAUAAGAACGGAGGAGGUGUGUUCUUCAUCCCCUACUUUGUGUUCCUCUUCUUCUGCGGGAUCCCCGUCUUCUUCCUGGAGACAUCCCUGGGCCAGUACACCAGCGAGGGCGGGGUCACUGCCUGGAGGAAAAUAUGCCCCAUGUUUGAGGGAAUAGGAAUCGCAUCACAGGUCAUUGUCCUCUACCUCAACAUCUACUACAUCGUGGUGUUGGCCUGGGCCAUUUUUUACCUCUUUAAUUCUUUUAAAAACCCGCUCCCCUGGUCAGCUUGCACCAACAGUUGGAACACAGCACACUGCCAGAACAGGAGCAUCAUGGGACAUGAGUCCGCCCUGUUCAACAUCACUAUGAACGAUUAUGAGUAUGAAAGACCUGACGUAGACAUGGUGACGCCCGAGGAGGAGUUUUGGAAUAUCCACGUGUUGGGGAAGACAGCCAGUCUGCAUGAGCCCCUGGGUCCUGUGCGCUGGGACCUGGCCCUCUGCCUGCUGCUGGCCUGGGUCAUCUGCUACUUCUGCAUCUGGAAGGGGGUCAAAUCCACCGGGAAGGUGGUCUACUUCACCGCGACGUUCCCGUACCUCAUGCUCUUCAUCCUGUUCGUGCGCGGGGUGUCCCUGCCGGGGGCCUGGGAGGGGGUGUCCUACUACCUGUACCCCGACAUCUCCAAGAUCUCCAGCCCCAGAGUGUGGUGCGAUGCAGGCACACAGGUCUUUUUCUCCUACGCCGUGUGCCAGGGGGUCCUCACUGCGCUGGGAAGCUACAACAAAUACAACAACGACUGCUACAGAGACUGCAUUGCGCUUUGCGUUCUCAACAGUGCCACCAGUAUCUUCGCUGGCUUCGCUGUGUUUUCCAUACUGGGCUUCAUGGCUCAUGAACUUGGCACGGACGUGGCUUCCAUCGUGUCCUCGGGUCCAGGUUUGGCCUUCAUCGCCUAUCCCAGAGCUCUGUCUCUGUUGCCAGGAGCUCAGUUUUGGUCUGUUCUCUUCUUUCUGAUGGUGCUCUUCCUGGGCCUGGAUAGCCAGUUUGUGUGUGUGGAGAGUCUGUGUACAGCUAUCACAGACAUGUUCCCCCAUGUGCUGCGGAAACCAGGAAGACGUGAGCUCCUGGUCCUGGGCAUCGCGGUCUCCUGCUUCCUCCUGGGGCUAAUGCUGGUCACCAACGGAGGAAUUCACAUAUUUUUGCUGAUUGACCAAUAUGGUCCAAGUGGGACCAGCCUGUUGUUUAUAGCCUGCUUUGAAACCCUUGUCAUUGGAUGGGUUUAUGGUGCAGACCGUUUCUAUGACAACAUACAGGACAUGAUUGGAUACCAGCCGUUUCCAGUGAUAAAGUACUGCUGGCUGUUUGUGACUCCAGUUAUUUGUUGUGUCACUUUGUCUUACAACCUGACGGAUGACUGGAGGAGGGGCACUUUACCUGGGCUGGAGCUCGGACUGGCUUCCCUGCUGAUGCUGCUGCCCAUGAUGUGCAUUCCUGCCUACAUCUUCGUGCACCUCUGUAAGAGUCCCCAUGACAUCACCUUGCCCUCCAGCGACCUGCCACAGGCGUGGCCCCAGAAGCCCCGCCUGACCUUGUGCGGGCGUGUCAUCUUCGAGGGACAGAAGGCUUCUCGCAGAGGGGCCGAGGAGGAGAAGCUGGUCGGGGAGCACACCAGUCGUUUGCAAAAAAAACUUUUCCGGCAGAGACUUUGUCAGAAGUCCUUUCGCCAGCCACCCGGAUGGCAGCCUGCUCUGCUAACUGUCCCAGUUCACCAGUGGAUUGUGCGUUCUCUUCAUGCUGCAGGAAAAGGAGGAUACAGUACCUCACUCACCACAUCUCCAAAGCCUGUAGGAAGCUUCUCCGACCGGCCCGUGUGGGCGGGAACUAGAGCGUGGGGGUGCCAGACGCGGCGGGCGGUCGGCGGCGACACUGUCCCAGGCCAGCGGGGCACCAUGGGAAAGACCGGGCUGGGCUCGGCGGAACCAGUCUCUCACACGGAGGUGAGGCGUGCCAUUCCCUUCGAGGCCCUGGACCACGCCCCCUCUGCCAACGCCAAAGAGGAAGUGCCGGACCGGGGCGCCUGGAAGGGCAAGUUCGACUUCCUGCUCUCCUGCGUCGGGUACGCCAUCGGGCUGGGCAACGUCUGGAGGUUUCCCUACCUGUGCGGCAAGAACGGAGGAGGUGCUUUUCUUAUACCAUACUUCCUGACCCUGGUGUUUGCUGGGAUACCUCUCUUCCUGCUGGAAACAGCCCUGGGCCAGUACACCUCAGUGGGGGGGCUGGGAGUAUGGAAACUCAUACCUAUGAUGAAAGGCGUUGGCUUGGCUGCGGUUGUGCUAUCUUUCUGGCUGAACGUCUACUAUAUAGUUAUUAUUGCCUGGGCUCUUUACUACCUUUUCAACUCAUUCAGAAAGGAGCUCCCUUGGCAGAGCUGUGGCCACACGUGGAACACGGACAGCUGCUUCUCCAACUACAGCCUGACGGACACCACCAACCUGACCAGCGCCGUCACCGAGUUCUGGGUGAGGAACAUGCACCAGAUGUCCAGCGGGCUGGAGGAGCCGGGGGAGCUGCGCUGGCCCCUGGCCGGCACUCUGGCCCUGGCCUGGGUCCUGGUCUACUUCUCCAUCUGGAAGGGAGUGGAGUGGACCGGCAAGGUGGUGUACUUCUCGGCCACGUACCCUUACUUCAUGCUCUUCAUCCUGUUUUUCCGUGGGGUCACCCUCCCCGGGGCGAAAGAGGGGAUCCUCUUCUACAUCACGCCUGACUUCAACAAGCUCAUCAAAUCCGAGGUGUGGCUGGACGCCGCCACUCAGAUCUUCUUCUCGUACGGCCUGGGGCUGGGCUCGCUGAUCGCCCUGGGGAGCUACAACAGCUUCAACAACAACGUGUACAAGGACUCCAUCAUCGUCUGCUGCAUCAACUCCUUCACCAGCAUGUUCGCCGGCUUCGUCAUCUUCUCCAUCGUGGGCUUCAUGUCGCACAUCACCAAGAAGCCCAUCCAGGAGCUGGCGGCCUCAGGUCCUGGCUUGGCGUUCCUGGCCUACCCCCAGGCAGUCACCCAGCUGCCCAUGUCCUCUCUCUGGGCCAUUCUCUUCUUCUCCAUGCUGCUGAUGCUGGGCCUGGACAGCCAGUUCUGCACAGUAGAGGGCUUCAUCACCGCUCUGAUGGACGAGUACCCCACGGUGCUGAGGAAGAGGAAGAAGCUCUUCAUCCUGAUUGUGUGCGCACUGUCUUUCCUCGUUGGAUUAUCCAACAUCACCCAGGGUGGCCUGUACGUCUUCAAGCUGUUCGACUAUUACUCUGCAAGUGGGAUGUGUCUUCUGUUCCUCAUCUUCUUUGAGACCAUAUCCAUAUCCUGGCUUUACGGGGCAGAAAAGUUCUACAAGAAUAUUGAGGAGAUGAUUGGCUACAGACCCUGCAUCUGGUGGAAACUGUGCUGGAUAUAUUUCACUCCACUCAUCUGCCUGGGGGUGUUCACGUUCAGUGCCAUUGAGAUGACUCCGCUCACACUGGGGAAGUAUGUCUUCCCGACCUGGGGCCAGGGCAUCGGCUGGCUCAUGUCCCUCUCCUCCAUGGUGCUGAUCCCGGGGUACGCCAUCUACAUGCUCGUCACCACCAAAGGGAGCGUCCGACAGCGAUGGCACAAGAUGUCCCGACCCCGAGAGGACCUCGAACCUCAGGAGCGAAAUGAAGUCACGCACAAGACCUCACUGACUGAGAGCACCAUGGACGAUUCUGUCUGACUGGAGCGCAGUGCAUUCUGGGGACUGUAGGCAGACAUGAGCAUGAAAGUGGCAGCUUGUGUUCUUGGCCUGAGAAAAUAUUUUUAAAAAAACAGCAUUUUCAUAAAAUAUGAACCACAUAAGUGGAUCAGGACCCAUGAGUACAUUUGUGAAAGGUAAGGCUGGGUGUCUAGUGUAGACGGAAUGGAAGAUUCUCUCUUGUGAAUCAGGCUCUUUAUAUAUAUUAUUUAAGUCUAUAAAUCUGAAGGGAAAACUUGAUCUUUUUUUGUGAAGUUAGCCUUAAUAAAAUUGACAGCUCUGCUCAAGUGUUUCCCAGUGAUUGUGCAACUGUAUAUCUGUUCCCUCCUGUUUUAAUUCACCAUUUAACCCCUCACUGUCAUGAGAUAGAUACAAAUCUUAAACAGGUACUGAAAGACAGACAUUUCUAUUUUCCAAGCUUUUCUUGCUUGUUCCCCUCUGGACCGGCACAGUAAAAUGCCCCGGGUUAAUUCAACUCUAACAGUGUUUAUAUGAGUUCAAUAAGAACCAUAUGUACACUAUAAGACUCGAUUCAACACUGUACAUUUUACUGUGUGGGCCUCCAGGUUACCCACAAUGCAGCUUGGGUUACCUUUGACCCUUUCAUCUUUCACCACAUACCAGUUGUACAUUCCGUCUCCCAGGUGAUAAGCGGAAAUGUUAGAUGUAAAGGCCUCUGUUUUACUGUAAAUUACCUACAAAACACUCUAAGAAAUUAAUUUAUAUUUGGUUUAUCAUGAAAAGACCAUUUCACCUUUAUGUUUUAAAUGAAUUAUAUAUAUAUAUAUAUAUAUAUAUAUAUAUAUAGGGCAUUUACAACUUGUGGUUUAUUGUGGAUGUACGCAUGGCAUGUGAUGAUUUUAACCGGUUCUUAAAUCUAGAUGUGUUGGUUUCUGUAAAGUUGUACAUAUUUUUUGGUGAAUUCAAAUGUAUGAAACUAUUCAAUUUUAAUAAGAUGAUGAAAUUGCCAGAAUAUAUCCCUGUAACCAAGGUAACAGGAGACCUUUUGUGAAAAAACAUUUUUAAGCAGUAUAUUCCAUAAUAAUUAAGCGAUAUCAUCAAAAGUGAU